AUGAAGCUUGCGACGAGCAUCAUGAAACGACGCAACGAUUUGGAACGUCUUCGACGAGAAAUGAUCAGCGAGACACAAGACGAGUUCUUUACCGAAAAACAGUUUCUGGCGUUGGUACUUUUGUACGAGUACGCGUUCGGAUGUGGCCUGAAGAAGAGCCACCGACUGAAAAAGUUGCUGUUGAAACAUAAGAAAAUUUUGACUUCGAAAAUCGACCCAUUGGUGGCUGAGAUGAAGCGCAGCGGUGAACUUGACGAAGACGCUACCAAAAUGUGCAAAGUGCCUCGCUAUGUGCGGAUCAAUACCUUGAAAACUAGCACCGACGAAGUUUUGAAAACCCUUCUGACCGAUGGCUGGUUGAAAUUGUCAACGGGAAAUUUGCUCACACAAGAACAGUACAUGCAGAAGGUGCGUUCUCUGGUGAACUGCGAAUUUUUGGUCGACAAACACAUUCCGAGCAUUCUUACGUUUCCUCCCGGUACAGAACUUCAUAAGAACGAGCUGGUGGUUGCCGGAAAGUUGAUACUUCAGGAUAAAAGCAGUUGUUUUCCUCCAAUGCUACUUCGAGCGCGUCCCGGCGCUAAAGUCCUUGAUAUCUGUGCAGCGCCUGGCUUAAAGACCAGUCAAAUAGCCGCACAAAUGCAAAACAAGGGCAUCAUUUCUGUUGACUUGAACGAAGAACGGGUGGCAACGAUGAAAAAUUUGUUGAACUUGUAUGGAAUCGAAUGCUGUGAAGUUCUGUGCUCAGAUUUUUUGGCAUUGGACAUGGCCAGCGAUCAGUUUUCUGACGUGACUCAUGCGUUGGUCGACCCUCCUUGUUCCGGCUCAGGUAUCUACUCGCGCAAUGAGGCUUACGCAGAUCGCCAAAGCAGCAUGACGCCGAUGAGACUGGAUAGGUUGGGCAACCUGCAGGCGAUGAUUCUCAAACGUGCCCUGAGCAUCUGCACUCUGCAACGCCUCGUCUACUCCACCUGUUCCACGUUCGAAAGAGAAAAUGAAGCUGUUGUGCAGGAAGUCCUCGACGAAUACUCAGACUACUAUCACCUGGAGUAUGCGUUCCCACAGUGGACACAUCGAGGCAUGGAAAGUUAUUCAUUUGGAAAAUGUUGUUUGAGGUUCUCAGAGGAAGACCUCACUAAUGGCUUUUUCAUUGCUGUUUUCGUGAGUAACGAGGUUACUAAUGACAUUUAA
Soboliphyme baturini is the source of this 1191-nucleotide messenger RNA. The record is from the annotation of a GenBank genome assembly. NCBI's taxonomy places the organism in Eukaryota, Metazoa, Nematoda, Enoplea, Dioctophymatida, Soboliphymatidae.